AUGGAUGAAGAUGCAUUUGAGGCAUUGUUUGAUAUGUUAGAAGAAGACCUUAAAAAUGAUGAUUUGUCUGUGGGUGAUGUUGAUGAUGAUUUAAGUGAAGAAGACCUUGAAAAGCUCCAACACGAGUUAGAGGAGGCGCUAGGAGUUGGUGGAGGUGAUGAUGAUGAGGUAGAAAUGGUUAAUUCGGUUGGAGAUGAUGUUGAGCAUGAUGAUGGUGAAGAUGAAGAGGAAGAUGAGGAGGAGGAAAGACCAGUGACACUUAAGAAUUGGCAGCUUCGGAGACUUGCACGAGUUUUAAAAACUGGUCGCCGCAAAGCAAGCAUUAAAAGUCUUUCUGCAGAGCUUUGUCUUGAUAGGGCUGUUGUUCUUGACUUGCUUCGUGACCCUCCUCCAAAUCUUGUCAUGAUGAGUGCUGCUUUACCUGAUGAACCUGCACCAACACUGGUUAUGCCGGAAACUAAACCAAGUGAAAUUCUUCUUGAAGAAAUGAAAAAUGAGAAUGUCGUAAAAUCUGAGAGUGAGGUGAAAGUGCCAGUUCAUGUUAUGCAGGACAAUUGGUUAGCUCGAAAGAGACUGAAGAAAAUCCAUGUUGACACUCUUGAAAGAGUCUAUAGAAGAACUAAGAGACCCACUAACACAAUGAUUAGCAGCAUUGUACAUGUGACCAACCUGCCCCGUAAGAGAGUGGUGAAAUGGUUUGAAGACAAACGUGCUGAACAUGGUGUUCCUGAACAACGGAACCCAUUUCAAAGGUCAACAGCUUUUAGGAGACAGGGUUCAUCAGGAACGGUAUGGGAAGAUAAAUCUCUCAUAAAAGAGGACAGGGUAGACUACAAGGAACUAAGGCCAUGCCAGAGCACUAGAGUCAUCAGCACGACGGAUUCCGGCAACUCGAAGGCAGCACCCACUGCUUUCCCUCGCAGUUAUUCAACUGCCCCUGUGAAGCAAUCUUCUAAAGCUUUUGGAAAGCCUCUAGCCAUCCCUAAAUCCAAAUCAACAAGAAGAAACCUGUUUUCAAAUUUACUUUUCAGCAACAAGUGA
Molecule: messenger RNA, 1041 nt
Organism: Dovyalis caffra
Lineage: Eukaryota; Viridiplantae; Streptophyta; Magnoliopsida; Malpighiales; Salicaceae
Source: the annotation of a GenBank genome assembly